AAUGGACAACUUUUUCACCAGUGUCCCUCUGGCUGAGAAACUCCUCAAGAACAAUCUGACCAUCGUUGGGACUCUUCGCCAGAACAAGCCUGACAUACCAUCUAUCAUGAAGCCAUCCAAAUCACGGGAGCUUCAUAGCUCGGAAUUUGGAUUCCAUGGCAACAUGACCAUGGUGAGCUAUGUGCAGAAGAAAGGAAAGGCUGUUGUCCUACUGAGCACCAUGCAUGAUGACAAAGCAGUGGAUAACAGCAGUCAGAAGAAGAAACCAGAAGUGAUCCAGUACUACAAUAAAAUGAAAGGAGGAGUGGACACAAUGGAUCAAAUGGUUAGCAACUACACAUGUCUGCGGAGAACAAGGAGGUGGCCCAUGGUUCUCUGGUACAAUAUGCUGGAUGUUGCCACACUCAAUGCCUACACCAACUUCAGUGCACAACACCCUGAUUAUAUGGGUGGUGCGAGUAAUGCACAACGACUAUUUAUCAAGGAGCUGGGCAAAGAGCUCGUCAUGCCACAUAUGAAGAGGCUCAUGGAGGGCACAACCAAAAUCCAGAAGCAUAUUAUUGAGACAAUGGGAAGGUGUGGGUUAAAAAAAGACAUGGCCACCACUCAGCUACAAGAGGACAUCAGACAGGAGGGCCAAAGGAAGAGGAAGAGGUACGCGAUCUGCCCAGUUUCGAAAGACAGAAAAGCCAGCAGCUGGUGUUCCCAGUGCACUAGGCCGGUGUGCAAGGAGCACAAAAAAUUAGUGAUCAUUUGUGAGGCAUGCAAAAAUUGA
This is a messenger RNA of Xiphophorus hellerii (green swordtail), 775 nucleotides long. Its product is annotated as piggyBac transposable element-derived protein 4-like. The coding region runs from base 2 to 775 and encodes 257 amino acids. The transcript has a single exon. The record is from RefSeq and is a predicted model, not a curated record. Lineage: Eukaryota; Metazoa; Chordata; Actinopteri; Cyprinodontiformes; Poeciliidae.